Molecule: messenger RNA, 432 nt
Organism: Durusdinium trenchii
Lineage: Eukaryota; Dinophyceae; Suessiales; Symbiodiniaceae
Source: the annotation of a GenBank genome assembly
AUGGAAUCCGUGGAGAAUGCUUCCGCUAAGGUGAUCGUUCGAUCAACCUUCCUGGUCUUCCUGGAAGUAACAGAGGAACUGGAUGAGCUCAACUCGAAGUCCAAGCGCUGGGCGCGUUCAAGGAGCGUGCCGUUGCCUUGUUUGGACUCCAAGGAUGUGAAUGCCACGUCCCAGGUUGUUCAAAAGCAACUGCGGGAGAUGAACUUGCGCUUGUCAGAAUCCCCAGAUGUGGAGAUGCGUCGUGCCUUGCUGCAGCUCAUCCGACAACAUGGUACAACACUUCCCACAGGAAAGCGUGGGAUUUUUCUGUCGAAUUUGGCCAGACAUGCGUAUAAGAUCAGGAAGAAGAGAUUGAUGAGGCUGGUCCGCUCAACAGACUUUCAGCUCGGGCUGGAUCUGACUGCUCAUAAAGAAGCGGUCUUUUUAGUAUAG